ACCAGGCUGGUGGAGGCCGGCCCCCAGCACAGGGCCCAGAGCAAUGGAGUCUAAUCCCCACCCACGGGUGCUGGGCAUGUGGGCGGGUGUCACGGGGCUCUGGGCACCCACACCCUGUGGCCUGCGGCCGGCCCUGUGCAGGGAGCGGGGCAGGGCCGAUACCCAGCUCAGGGAGCCAGCGGGCCCCUUGGGGUCGGCCUGGGGGCCGGGGGGGCGCGAGCCUGGGGGGGGGGCAGCAGGAAGCCCGCGGCGUGGUGGACGAAGACAUGAGCCAGGCAGUGCCCGGCUGGAGGGAUCUGGCAGGAAAAGAGGAACGGGGGGGUGACAACGAAGCUGUUUCAGCCCCCACCCCCAGAAAGGCUCGGUGCUGGCAUCUGCUCUGGCCCCGUGAUGCUCACCAGCCAGAUCGGGGGCAGGGGGAGCCAGACGGGAAGGGCCCUAGAGGUCAAUCACCUCCCCUGGCCAGGCGGGCGGGGGGCAGAUGCCGGCCAAUGAGCUCAGGGCCCCGCCCCACCUUGUACUCGGCAGAUGGGUUCCCCCUUGGGGAGCAGAGUCCUGGGGUCUGAGCCAAUGGGGCGCACCCCCCAGGUAGAGACCCUCCCCAAACAAGCCACCGAGUGGCACUGCCAGGCCUCCCGGGGGUGGGGAGAACAAACCACGCAGGGCAGGCGUGAGGGUGGGAACAACGGGGGAGCAGCCAGUCUCAUCCUGUCGCCCCCAGGGCUGAGCCGUGGGGCUCUGCCGUGUUACCUGGAUGGCCGGGAUCUGAGCAGGGCCCUGGGAAUUUGGGGGGAGCCGGGGGUCGUGGCUGGCAGUACUGGGGCCAGGCUGUGGGGUGAGAGCUGGGGAACAGCCCUGGCCCAGGAGAUGGGUGGCCAGGCCCAGGCGGGGAAGGGCCCGGGGCUGGCCGCAGUAAGGGGGGGCCCGUCUCUCGUAGCUGGAGAAGAGCGUGCGGCGGCUGCGGGAGAAGUUCUACGGGCGGGUGAGCGUGGAGGAGGCCGUGCUGCUCAUGCGUCGCUACCACAACAACCAUGCCAUGGUCUGCAAGGUCAUCGUGCUGUGCCGGGAGCAGCUGGGCGACGUGGACCCCCGAGGAGCGCCGGACUCUGGAGCACGACCCUGUGGUGAAGAAAGUGGUGGAGAAACUGAAACAAGAAGAGGAGCAACAGAAACAGAAACCCAGCCUCGACUGUGAGAGCGACAAGGACAUCGAGGCCAUAGCCCAGCAGCUGAAGGUGCUGCCCCUGACGGAGCGGAACCUGCGCAUGUUCGACCACGCCAGACGCAACCUCAUCCCCUCGGCCGAGCGCCAGUUCGCCUGCCAGGCCUGCGACAGCGCCUGGUGGCGCCGUGUGCCCGAGAGAAAGCAGGUGUCCCGGUGCCGGCUGUGUGGGAAGCGCUACGACCCGGUGCCCUACGACAAGAUGUGGGGCACAGCCGAGUUCCACUGCCCCUCCUGCAACCGCAGCUUCAGGGGCUCAGCGCAGAUGGGUAUGGCCUCUCCCUGCUUCAUCUGCAGCACCCGCGUGCUGCCCGAUCGCAUCCUCUCACCGCACCAGGUUGCCGGGGCCCGGAGCCGCAACCCCCACUCUUGCUACGCUGAGGACUGCUACAACCGCCGAGAGCCCCAUGUGCCCGGCACCCACUGCGUCCACCCCCGCAGCCGCGCCAAGAACAGACUCCCCAAGGUGCUGUUUGCCAGCCUGGAGCACCAGAGCACCGGCUCCACCGUGGCCACCUGCCUGAGCCAGGGCAGCCUGGCGCAGUGCGACCUGGACGAGCUCCUCCUGGAAGACCUGGCGGAAGAGAGCGAGGGCUCCGAGGACUAGCGCCCUGCUGGCCCUGGGCCCCUCCGCCCCAGGGCUCUGUUUGCACUUUAUCCUUCUCUCGGCUUUUCUCGCCCGGCCAGGCCAACCCCGCUCCUCGGAGCAGGUGGGGGCCCUCUCUGGGGCGGGGCGGGGGCCUGUCUCUGCCCAGCCCUGGGGGAAGCUGCACGCCGGCCUGGUGCUGCCGGGGCCCGCGGGCGCAGGGCCUGGCACCGGAUCUUUUCCUCUUUGUGUAACUCUUACAGAACCAGGGUCUGGAGUGCCCCGGGGUCCCCUCCCCGAUCCCGGGAGUCAGGGCCUGGAUUUCGGCUGAUUGCCGGCUCCCUUGUAGCUCUGUAUUUUCAACGAGCUGCUGCUGGCCCUGGCCCUGGGCUUGCAGCAUUGACCAAAGCCGAGCGGCUGGACGGGGGUAGGCCGGCUGCCCCUGGGACCAAGCAGGGCGGGCGCAGGGGACAAGUCUCCCCGUGGCCCUGCCAAAGACGCUGCCCUCGUCCCUUUCCGCAGCAGGCUUGGCUGUGCCAGCCUGUCUGUCCUGUGUCUGUCUGCUCCGGGCACGAGUCAGCUUUAACCCUAAGUGCCCGUCCUCCCCUGCCGCCCCGCGUGGGGGUUUCUGGGAGACGCCCGUCACCGUGGUUACAGUUUCUUAGCUGCCUUUUUAUAAACUGAAUAAAGAAUGUUUGGCACA
Chrysemys picta bellii (western painted turtle) is the source of this 2511-nucleotide messenger RNA. NCBI's taxonomy places the organism in Eukaryota, Metazoa, Chordata, Testudines, Emydidae. The record is from RefSeq and is a predicted model, not a curated record.